Penicillium cinerascens is the source of this 2388-nucleotide messenger RNA. RefSeq lists its product as uncharacterized. Gene Ontology annotation, biological process: glycoside catabolic process; fucose metabolic process. Bases 1 to 2388 code for a protein of 795 amino acids. The transcript has 5 exons. Lineage: Eukaryota; Fungi; Ascomycota; Eurotiomycetes; Eurotiales; Aspergillaceae. The record is from RefSeq and is a predicted model, not a curated record. Gene Ontology annotation, molecular function: alpha-L-fucosidase activity. Gene Ontology annotation, cellular component: lysosome.
AUGGCGAUCAUGAGAAAACUUGUCUGCGGGCUUCUCGCCUUGUUUCCUAUUGCCAAAGCGGUCAUAUUCAAGCCGCAAAAUGAGUUUCAGGCUCUUUUUGGAACAAAUGCGUCCUUUGCAGUGGACUUGCGGCCAUGGUUUAAUAACCGGGCCUUUGGAUUGAAGCCCAAUGAUUCCAGUUUCGAUGGCCAGGGGAACUCUUACCCGGCAGAAGAAAUGCCACCUGAGACAUUCUCAUACGGAGGAUUCAACUAUCGCUUUUCGGCAUACAACGCUUCUGGCAACGACAAUGUGCUAGUCCACGGCCAGGAAAUAGAGGUCCCCCGUGGAAAGUACUUCAGCUAUCAGAUGCUUGCUGCUUCAGAUACCGGAAUGGCAUCUGGAUCGGUGACUGCGAAAUACGAGGAUGGUAGUAACACCACCGGUGCGCUGCUGGUCCCGGCCUGGUGGAGUUGGCCAUAUCCUGCUGGAGGAGACUUGGUCUUCUCCUCUUACUUGACCGAAAACAAUACCAACUACAAUAGAUCCAAUAUUUUCCAAACCAUUAACUGGCUCGACUCAUCAAGAGAACUGGUCUCGUUAACUUUCCCCAAAUCCUCAUCGGGAUCAUCUACUUCCCCAGGAGGGGCGUCUGUGAACACAGUGCUCCACAUUUUUGCCUUGUCGAUGCUACCGGUGUCGAAGAACAGCUCGCGCUCAAUCCAAUUGGAGACACAAUAUGGUCGCUCAACUCAGAAGUGGAUGGAGGGCUCCGACAAAGUACAGAUCGUCGAGGUUCUUGUCAAUAACUUUGGGUCUUCGUUCGUCUUACGGAAUGAUAGUGUGCGUGUGCACAUCGAGUCUCCAAGUCUGGAAACUGUCACAGAAGGCACUAUUCAUCGCCUUGGACCCGGUGACCAAGCCAUAGUCGAGGUCGGGGUUCAGAACCGCUGUGGAGUGACACCGGGAACUACCGGCCCAGCGACCGUGGUCGUCCAUGGUCAGAAUGUUGCAUCUGUCAACUAUACCUUCCAGGCAACCUACGGCAUCAGUCCUUAUGAAGCUACUUAUGAGUCGGUGUACAGCCACGAAUCACCAAACUGGUAUAACAAUGCUAAAUAUGGUAUUUUCAUCCACUGGGGGAUCUACUCGGUGCCCGGCUGGGGCAACUCGGGGUCCAAAGAGAACUACGCGGAAUGGUACUGGUGGUGGCUGAACCAGGGGCCGAACCUUCCAACUGAUGUAUAUGAUUACCACCUGAAGACAUACGGACCGGACGUCGUGUAUGACGACUUUAUCCAAAACUUCACGGCAGAUGCCUGGGAUCCCAAAGAGUGGGUAGAUCUCUUUGCCGAUGCAGGUGCCAAUUACUUCGUCCAAGUCAGCAAACACCAUGAGGGGUACUCGCUGUUUGACCUUCCGGAGAAUGUGACGAAAAGAACUUCGGUGGCUCUAACACCACACCGUAACCUGGUGCAGGAACUUCUCAACGCGUCAAAGGAAUACCAGCCACAUCUGCACCGCGCGGUAUAUUACUCUCUACCAGAGUGGUUCAAUCCCGAUUACAAGAAAUAUGGAUUUUCGACAUGGCCCGGAGGAAACGCCACCAACCCAUUCACGAACGAGACGCUGCCUUAUACGGGAUACGUGCCGGUCAAUGACUACAUCGCCGACAAGAUGCUCCCCGAGAUGAACACACUGGCCGACAUGGGCACGGAGAUUAUGUGGUGUGACAUCGGUGGACCCAACCGCACUCUUGAAUUUGCAUCCGAAUGGUUCAAUCGGGCAGCCGAUCAAAAUCGACAAGUUGUCAUGAACUCCCGCUGUGGCCUUCCGGGGGACUUCGAUACUCCAGAGUAUGCUCGAUACAACGGAAUCCAGACCCGGAAGUGGGAGAGCAACUUGGGAAUGGAUCCAUUCAGUUACGGCUACAAUCGAGCGACAGCUCUGGCGAGCUAUAUGAAUGCCACUACAAUCGUGACUAGCCUCGUCGAUAUCGUCAGCAAGAAUGGAAACUUUCUUCUCGAUGUUGGCCCCACUGCCAAUGGAACAAUUUUGGAUGUGGAGCAACAACAUCUGCGCCAGGCCGGCACUUGGAUCAAGAGCCAUGCCGAGGCCAUCUUCAACACCACCUACUGGUUCGUCACCCCCGAGGAAGGAGACGAAGUUAGAUUCACCACGUCGCAAGAAGCGUUCUAUAUCCACACUCUCGCCAAACCCAACAGCACUCUGACCUUGUCGAGUCCUAUUCCCUAUGUGCCCGGUGACCAGGUGACGGUUGUGGGAGGAAACAUGCACGGAACAGUGGUGCCGAGCGCAAAGUCCAGCAAUGGCUCGGUAACAUUGUCUGUCAGCAAGGAGGUUGCAGCUGCAGACCAAUUUGCCUGGGUGUUUAAGAUUGCAUAUUAA